GCAUUACUCUUCCUUCCACGUCUGCAGCAAAAACAAGCUCUUGUUCGCUAGCUGGCCUCUACAUAGUCGCACUCAACAUUUCCCUUUAAACCCACAAGGGGUCUCUCAUUGGAUUUUAUCAAGAUCUGUAACCCAAUCUUGAAUGCCCAAUAUUUCCUCUUCGAUCAGUUUCACUCCAAAGAAAUUGUCGAACGCAGCUACUUGCUCCGAUUCAGUCUUGAAAACAGCCAGAACCUCCGUCUUGGCACCCAGAUUCUCUUUGACAUCCCGCCUGCCAACAUGCGCUUCCAUAGAUUUCCUGUUUGCCCAACGCCUCUUUACUUUCAUCAUGCCCUUUUCCUCCCUUGCCCACCUCCUUCGCCCUGCGCAAGAACUUCAUCAACAGCACCGUAUACGUCUGCCAGUUCCGGGGACGCGACCCAGUCCACCAAUCCACCACAUCCCAGUCUAUAGGCAUGAACUCGAGUUCCAGAAAACAACAGAAGGAGUUCCAUUUCUCGACACCACCGUUGCGGUACUGGUAAAUCUACAACUUGCUCUCCUCGCCGCAGUGCGUCUGCGUCGGAAUCCAGUCCCUUACCAGCCGGGUUUCCUGGCUGCCAAGAUUCCGGCGCACGAGUCCCGACCGAGAGGCAUGGGUAUGGUGGCGCCAUCACCACCGAAGACGACAUCGACGUAGUAUUGAUCUCCCGAAGGGGUUAGGGUUAUGAUAUUGACGAUGUGGAUCCAUCCCAGAAAAUCGCCGCCGGUGACAUCGUGGAAGUCUCGCGCAGGAUGUGGAUGUAGAAGAGGGCGACUUCCAUGCAGUAGCCGCGGCGGCGGCACUUGUCGAGGACGAUUUUCUGGAAGAUUUGUUUGGGUUGACUCGAUCUAACUGUCCAAAGACGGCUGAGAAAUUGAGCAAUGGGAAGCUAGCUACUCAUGAUGCGCUGCAAGAUGGUAACUCGUUGCAUAAAUCUGAAUGAGACUGACUUCCCCUGAAUAUGGGAAAUGAACAACGCUACCCUGGAGCCAAAUUCUGCCCUAAAUCGCUACUUCACCGCCUAUGUGGGAGGCGGGGGAAAUGAUGCCCUGUCGCAAGUGUUACA
Molecule: messenger RNA, 1088 nt
Organism: Pseudomassariella vexata
Lineage: Eukaryota; Fungi; Ascomycota; Sordariomycetes; Amphisphaeriales; Pseudomassariaceae
Exons: 2
Coding region: 143-679 (178 amino acids)
Source: RefSeq, a predicted model, not a curated record